ACCUGGAUCAAAAGGAAAUGGAGGAGGAGGCUGAAGUUGAUGAGGCAUCAGAGAAGGACGAGAAUUUGAAGACUAAGAAGAAGAAGACGGAGAAUGAAAAGGAAAAUGAGAGCCACAAAGUUAGCAAUGGCAAGAAUGAUGUUGAAGAUGAGUUGGUUGAUGAAGCUGAAUAUUAUGCAUGGAAUGAAUUAAGGCUCCAUCCUCUGCUCAUGAAAUCAGUAUACAGGCUUGGGAUCAAGGAACCAAUUCCAAUACAGAAAGCUUGUAUUCCUGCAGCUGCUCAUCAAGGGAAGGUUGGUUAAGCUUA
This is a messenger RNA of Quercus robur (English oak), 307 nucleotides long. RefSeq names its product DEAD-box ATP-dependent RNA helicase 13-like. The record is from RefSeq and is a predicted model, not a curated record. Bases 18 to 302 code for a protein of 94 amino acids. The transcript has 2 exons. NCBI's taxonomy places the organism in Eukaryota, Viridiplantae, Streptophyta, Magnoliopsida, Fagales, Fagaceae. Gene Ontology annotation, molecular function: RNA helicase activity.